UACACUGAGGAAGGGUUUAAAAAUCUCAAUUUUUCGGUGUCAGCGCCUAUAGCACGCGAUUUUCAAACAUGAAGUGUCGAGGCUUCGGCAAAGGUAGGCAUGAUGAUGAAUAAACAAUUAAUAAGCAGUCUGUUCUUUUAUUAUCAUGGUGGGAGGCCUCCUUUCGUCCAGGAAGCCUUGGUGCCGAGUCGCCCUCUUCACCCAGUCCACAAGCAUGUGCUGGUGAUUCAGGUAGUUGCUGUCAAUUGGUGCCCCCACUGCUCAACGGAAACUUGGGAGUAACUGAAGAGAGAACCGGUCGAAAUGUCGGUGCCCGUGGAAGAGAAGCCACACUCCGCGAAGAUGGUGUUCGACGCCGAGGAAGCAUCAGCCUUCUACGACGUUAUGAUGCACCACAACCGCGAGGCCAUGAAGGGGUUCCUGGAGCGGUACAACGAUUCCUUCUUUGCGGUCGAAAAUGGUGUCCAGUGUGCGGAUCGCCAGUGGCUGGACGUCGGCUGUGGUCCGGGAAACUUCACUAAGAACUAUUUGCUCCCACACGCACCUUCGUCCUUGCGAAGACUGGUGGCGGCCGAUAUAGCGCAGUCAAUGCUGGAUUACGCCGCAAGAAAACAUGCACACCCGAAGAUUGCGCACCGCUUUCUCGACAUCGUAGACGACAAAGCCGUGUCCGCGUUUGCCGAACGCGAGGGUCUCUUCGAGCGCGUGUGCUCCUUCCUGACGCUGCAUUGGAUCUCUGACAAGGCGGCCGCCCUCAGGAACCUGGAACGUCUCACAGCUCCCGGGGGGCAGUGCUUGGUGGUGUUCAACCCACGCGUUGCACCGCAGCAGCUAAUAAAUGCCAUGAUAGAGUCCGGCAAGUGGAAAAGGCACGAACACGCUCUCAAAUCGGCUCUCCCGGAGUCUUGGGAACAUUACGAUGUCAACACCAUGAUGUCAAAGCUCGAAGGACUAGUCGCGUCCACAAGCCUGGAGCCCGUGUCCUGUGAAGUUGUGCCUCUGGAGAUCGUGAGCCCGGAAAUAGACAUGCAAGUUCGUGGUUUGUGUGCCCAUAUACAAAUAUAUCGGCACAUGAAGAAGGAAGAGCAGGCUGAAAUGGAAGAGUUUGCCAGAGAGUUCGCUCUCCAAAACGGCUGCGUGAACUUCUCGGUUACGGGCAUAGUGCACCAACUUAAGUGCGUCAUUCACGCCCGAAAACCACGGUUGCUGAGUUGAGAAAAGCUAGUUAUAUCUACCAGAAGACUUCUGUGCGGCGUCUGCAACCUCCACCGCUGCCCACAAGACCGAGAGUUCUAAUCAACUUCAGAAGUUUAGAAGUUCAGGCCACAUCGCGUAGUAUUGUCAUUUUUCUACACUGCGCCAAUAAAAGAGGGUCACUGGGAAUAUUUGAGGUAGCUACUGAGUUGCUACAGGUGUGCAAAUGCACCUUCUGAAGCUAAGACGGAACAAUAAAUAGUUUCUCUUGGGAAGUGGUAGUUACCAUGAAUAUAUGACAUGACCUAAAGAGACACUAAAGGCGAAUAAAAAGUCAAGUUAAAGUGACAGGGUAAUGCCAGAGAACGUCUAAGGCGUCAAUGUAAUCGCGAACAAAGCUUUAUUAUUUGACAAAUUGAGGUAAAUGCACCACACGAUUUCAGGGCCCUCCGGGACAUUAGGCAACAGAGAUAUGAUGCAGCCACUCCUCAUUAUAAUUCUGUUGCUUGUACCGCUAGUACUGAACCACUCGUAUAAA
Dermacentor silvarum is the source of this 1732-nucleotide messenger RNA. Its product is annotated as juvenile hormone acid O-methyltransferase-like. The coding region runs from base 304 to 1215 and encodes 303 amino acids. NCBI's taxonomy places the organism in Eukaryota, Metazoa, Arthropoda, Arachnida, Ixodida, Ixodidae. The transcript is spliced from 5 exons. Gene Ontology annotation, molecular function: S-adenosylmethionine-dependent methyltransferase activity. The record is from RefSeq and is a predicted model, not a curated record.